CUUGUAGCCAUUGUAGUAACCAAAAAUGGGAUUUGGCUGAGAAUAUCUCAUCUUGUAAGCAGAAACAUUCUGUAAGAGAUUUGUACAUUUUUUGUUGCGUGGUCACCGGUCACGCUCAACCCCCGGGGCUCCGUUCCGCCGCCAAGCACGCAGACUCCCGAACUUUUUGCGGCCGCACCCUCAGCAACCACCAUGGCGGCCAGCACACACAUUGUCCCGCGGCUCUUCGCGCGGAGAGCCCCCGCCCUCGCGCGCCGCGCCUACUCGACACACACGCCCAACAUCGCCGAGGACCUCCCGCGGUCCUUUGCCGAGCAAUGGCAGCGCGAGUAUGCGGCGGGCAUACGCCUCGAGGCCCCCGAUGCCGCUGAGCCCGCUGUAUCGCCGCCCGCGUCGUCGCCGUCGCCGCCCGCCGCGUCCGCCGCCCAGCAGUACCACGCGCUGCAGGCGCAGAAGCAGCAGCACAAGGGCCUGGGCGCCGCCGUCAGCCCGCACUACCAGCCGCACACGCUGCUCACGCACCCGCCCGCGCCCGCCGACGUCACCCUCGAGCUGCUGCUCGCCUCGGAGGCGCACCAGGGCCACGCCUCGUCGCUGUGGAACCCCGCCAACGCCCGCUACAUCCACGGCAUCCGCCAGGGCAUCCACAUCAUCUCGCUCGAAGCCACCGCCGCACACCUGCGCCGCGCCGCCAAAGUCGUCCAGGCCGUGUCGUACCGCGCGGGCAUCGUGCUCUUCGUCGGGACGCGCGACGGGCAGGACCGCGCUGUCGCCCGCGCCGCCGAGCUCGCGGGCGGCUACCACCUGUUCGAGCGCUGGAUCCCGGGCAGCAUCACCAACGGCAAGCAGAUCCUGGGGCGGUGCGCGACGCGCGUGGUCGACGAGUUCGACGCGCCCGUGGCGGGCUUCGAGGAGCAGCUGCUGGACCGCGCGGCGCUGCGGCCGGACCUGGUCGUGUGCCUCAAUCCGCUGGAGAACUACGUGCUGCUGCACGAGUGCGCGCUGAACAAUAUCCCGACCAUUGGUGUUAUUGACACCAACGCCGAUCCCACCUGGGUCACCUACCCGAUCCCCGCCAACGACGACAGUCUCCGCUGCAUCCAAGUCAUCGCCGGCGUCCUCGGCCGCGCCGGCGAAGCAGGCCACAAACAGCGCCUCGCCGCCGCCGCCAGGGGCGAAAUCACCUACUCGCCGGCCUUGAACCUGGUCCCGCCGCAGACCGAAGCGGACAUUGCCGCCGCCAAAGCUGAGCGCGCCGCCGACUUUGCAGCUGCGAAGAUGGGGGACGCCGAGCAGGCGAGAAAGUCUGAGUAGACGGGAAGUCGACCAGAGGGAGGCGGGAAGUCGACCAGAUAGAGGGGUGAUGAGAGAGGGAGAGAAGGAGGGUGUUGUAAGGGUAUACAGUGUAUUAUACAGCGUACAGUAGCGGGCAGAAACACGACGUGGAAUGCAAAAGUGCAUGCAGCAAAAGCACAUGCAGCGACAACAGACGCAGACGAUGUAUGCACUGCUCCCAGAUGCCGUGCUGUCUGCUCCAUCGCGGUCCACACGCCUCGUGGUGCGUGUGCAGGGGUGCGCGUGUGAUACUCAUGGUAUGCGUAUCUGCUUGAAUGUGGAUUUGGAUGCGUAGUCUACUCAGCCCGCGUAUUAGUUCCUCC
This is a messenger RNA of Boeremia exigua, 1658 nucleotides long. RefSeq names its product 37S ribosomal protein MRP4, mitochondrial precursor. Gene Ontology annotation, cellular component: ribosome; mitochondrial small ribosomal subunit. Gene Ontology annotation, molecular function: structural constituent of ribosome. Lineage: Eukaryota; Fungi; Ascomycota; Dothideomycetes; Pleosporales; Didymellaceae. The record is from RefSeq and is a predicted model, not a curated record. Bases 193 to 1314 code for a protein of 373 amino acids. The transcript is spliced from 3 exons. Gene Ontology annotation, biological process: translation.